Molecule: messenger RNA, 837 nt
Organism: Prorocentrum cordatum
Lineage: Eukaryota; Dinophyceae; Prorocentrales; Prorocentraceae
Source: the annotation of a GenBank genome assembly
GCCAAGUCCAGCGACGAGGGCGGCGAUUGCGAAAUCGGACCUCCAGAGUCGGCGUGGCCCUGGUGGGCCGACGACCUGGGCUCCGACGAUGAGCUCGGCGUCUUAGCGGGGCUCAGCGGGCGGGGCCUCGUUGAGGACGAGGUCGACGAGACGCUGGCUCAGAUGGGAAAGGGCCGCCAGGAGACCUGGACGGAGAACAGGGACUUGAAGAAUGCGGUCGAAAAGGUUCGCGGCUACUGGACGCGCAGGCGCCGACGCACACCGGCGCAGCUCAAGCUGUCGCGAAGAGCAGGCGGCGCAGCGUUCUCCUUCGACGGCAGCGGCUUCAUCCGCGCUGAGCAGGGCGAGAACCUCAACGGCAGCUCCUGGACUACAUUGCUCGGCGAGGAGGCCCUCAGGGUGCUCCGCGGGCAGUGCUUCGGGAAGAGCGAAGAGGACAGCAACGACCAGAAGAUCCUCGCCUUCCUCGCGCUCGAGGACGGCUGCGCGAUCGCGGACAGCGGGGCCUCCCAGGCGAUCAUGGGCAAGCGGUCCCUCGAUUGCUUCGCCGAGGGCCUGAAGCCCCGCCGCCGCGCUGGCGCGGCCAUGAUUCCGGUGGCGACGGGAGGCAAGUCUGGAGUGAUUGAGUUUGUCGUGGCCAAGGAUAGCCCCCCACCUCUGUUACCUGGUGAGUUCCUGAACUCUUUCGGCGCCAUGUUGGAUUAUCUGUGGGGGCAGUUCAUUAUGCAGAAGAUCGGGCCCACAGUGCCCAUGAGGAUGUCGGGCAGGGGUCACAGGGCGACCAGGCUGAAUGAGUGGCGGGCUCUUGAGAGCCAGUUCGAACCGCCAGAACACCUG